CAUCGUUUUUUGCUUCAUUUGGAAGAAGAAUAAUUAGUCAAAAAAAUCAGUUUUCGAUUUGUUUUUCGAAUGAUUAUUGAAUAUCAAUAAUAUAUAUGGCUACAAAUAUGGAUUCUGGAGUAUCUUGUUUAGAAUUAGCAUUGGAAGGUGAACGUUUAUGUAAAAUUGGUGAUUUUAAUGGUGGUGUUGCAUUUUUUGAAGCGGCCGUUAAAUGUGGAACAAAUGAUAUGAAAACAUUAUCAGCUAUUUAUUCACAAUUAGGUAAUGCCUAUUUUUAUCUAGGUAAUUAUCCUAAAGCAAUGGAAUAUCAUAAAUUGGAUUUAUCGGUUGCCAAAUCAAUAAAUGAUCGAAUUGGUGAAGCAAAAGCAAGCGGUAAUCUAGGUAAUACAUUGAAAAUGAUGAAUCAAUAUGAUUCGGCCGUAUCGUAUUGUAAAAAACAUCUUGAUAUUGCACGUGAAUUGAAUGAUAAGGUUGGCGAAGGACGUGCACUUUAUAAUUUGGGAAAUAUUUAUCAUACAAAAGCUAAAAAUCUUGGUCAUCUUAGUAAUCAUGAUCCAGGGAAUUUUCCACAAGAUGUUGAACAAUGUUUAGAAAUGGCUAUUAAAUAUUACAAAGAAAAUUUAGAAUUAAUGAUCAAUUUGGGUGAUCAUUCAGCACAAGGACGAACAUAUGGAAAUCUUGGUAAUACAUAUUAUUUAUUGGGAAAUUUUUCACAAGCAGUCGAAUAUCAUCAAAAGCGAUUAGAAAUUGCUGUCCAAUUUAAAGAUCGAGCAGCUGAACGAAGAGCACAUUGUAAUUUGGGUAAUGCUCAUAUAUUUCUUGGUGAAUUUGAAAAAGCUAUUGAAAAUUAUAAACAAACAUUAUUAUUGGCUGAAAAAUUACAAGAUCAAUUGAUUGAAGCACAAGCAUGUUAUAGUUUAGGUAAUACAUAUGUUUUGCUUAGAAAUUUCGAUCUGGCUAUUGAAUAUUAUCAAAGACAUUUAGCUAUUGCUAAAAAAAUUAAUGAUCGUAUUGGUGAAGGUAGAGCAUAUUGGAGUUUAAGUAAUGCAAUGCAAGCAAUUGGUAAUCAUCAAAAAGCAAUGGAAUAUGUACAAAAACAUUUAGAAAUUUCAAAAGAAAUUGGUGAUUUAACCGGACAGGAAAAUGCUGAAAUUAGUAUUAGUAAACUACGACAAAAACUUAAUACAGAAUUGAUUACAAAUGAACGAGUAAAAAAUAUAAUGCGACCAAAACGUAUUAGUAUGAAUAAAUUGGAAUUAUUGAAUCUUACACCGGACCAACAACGUCAUUGUAAAAAUGUUGAUGAAACAUGUUCAACAACAUUGAAAAAUCACGAUCGAACACGUGCAGCAAGUUUUGAAUGUGUUACCAAAGGUAAUGAAGAUUUUUUUGAAUUAUUAUCCAAAUUUCAAAGUAAACGUAUGGAUGAUCAACGUUGUUCAAUUGAAAUUAUGUCCAAUAAUAAUAAAGAAAAUAUUCCACAAAAAACUGUUAGUUUUUUAGGUGAAACUAAUAACAAUAAUGAUAAUGAUAAUAAUGGAAAAAAGAAAUCAAAUUAUAUACGUGGUGAUGAAGCAAUUUUUGAUUUGAUUGCCGUUAUGCAAGAUCGUCGUAUGGAUGAUCAAAGAGCAACAUUACCACAACGUUCAUCAACUAUUGCUAAUCAUCAUUCAUCAUCAAAUGGUCUUCCAUCCAAUUUAAAUAAAAUUAAUAAUCCAAAUAAUAGUGGUUCACAACAACAACCGAGUAAUAAUAUGACAAAAAAACCAACACAACGACAAUAUUCAUUGAAUCAAAUUGGUACACGUAAUGCAUUGGAUGAUGAUUUUUUUGAUAUGCUCAUACGAUCACAGGCAAAUCGUUUAGAAGAUCAACGUACUGAAAUGCCAUCAUCAUCAUCAUCAACAACAACAACAACCACCACAGGAUUAUUAGUGAAAAGAUCAUCAGAAAAACGUACCAUAGAUAGACCGAUUAGUGUUUCAUCCACUCAAAGUAAUACACCGACAUUUGCACCAACAGUACCGGAUGAAGAUUUUUUCAAUCUAAUUAUGCGUUUUCAAUCGAAUCGAAUUGAAGAUCAACGUAGUGUUUUACCAACAACAAGUACUUGAUUGGUUCAUCGACAAUAACCACCAAUGUUUUUUUUUUGCCAUGAAUUUAGUUUGUUUUUUCUUUUGGAUUCCUAAAAUUUGUAAAAAUAUUUCCCAAAAAAAACCCCGAUGAUUAUUAUUCGA
Molecule: messenger RNA, 2237 nt
Organism: Dermatophagoides pteronyssinus (European house dust mite)
Lineage: Eukaryota; Metazoa; Arthropoda; Arachnida; Sarcoptiformes; Pyroglyphidae
Gene: pins
Product: G-protein-signaling modulator pins
Biological process (GO): establishment of mitotic spindle orientation
Cellular component (GO): cell cortex
Molecular function (GO): G-protein alpha-subunit binding; GDP-dissociation inhibitor activity
Source: RefSeq, a predicted model, not a curated record